GCGCGCAACGUCGUCAUGUUCCUCGGCGACGGUAUGUCCGUGCCGACGCUAGCAGCCGCCCGGACGCUGCUAGGUCAGCGCAAUAACAGACCCGGAGAGGAGGCUAAAUUGUCCUUCGAGAAGUUCCCCACCGCCGGGCUCAGUAAGACCUAUUGCGUAGACCAGCAAAUCGCCGAUUCGGCGUGUUCAGCUACAGCAUACCUGUGCGGCGUUAAGGCGAACGAAGCGACGCUCGGAGUGACCGCGGCGGUGGAGCUGGGCGACUGCGCCGCCUCGCUGCGCCCCGACGCGCGCCUCGACUCCAUCGCCGCCUGGGCGCUGGCCGACGGCCGCGACGCAGGUAUUGUUACAACCACGCGAGUGACUCAUGCAUCUCCCGCUGGCGUUUACGCUAAAGUGGCAGAACGCGACUGGGAAAAUGAUGAUGCAGUUCGCAGAGCGGGUCACGACCCCGCUCGGUGCCCCGACAUUGCUCAGCAGUUGGUGCAUGAAAAACCUGGAAGUCAGCUUAAGGUCAUAUUAGGCGGGGGGAGACGAGAGUUCAUACCGCAGAGCAUGAUUGACGAGGAGGGAAGGCCGGGCUUGAGAGCGGACGCUCGUAACCUCAUCGAGGAGUGGCAACAAGACAAGCGCGCGCGCAACGCGAGCCAGCGCUACGUGUGGAACCGCGAGCAGCUGCUGGCCGCGCAGGCGGACCCGCCGGAGUACCUGUUGGGCUUGUUCGAGAACAGCCACAUGCAGUACCACCUGGAGGCGGACCCCACCACGGAGCCCACGCUCGCCGAGAUGACCGAGACAGCGAUACGCAUGCUGAGCCGCAAUGAGAGAGGAUUCUUCCUGUUCGUGGAGAGCGGGCGCAUCGACCACGGCCACCACGACAACUACGCGGAGCUGGCGCUGGACGAGACCAUCGAGCUGAGCGAGGCGGUGGCGCGCGCCGCCGCACAGUUUUUACCGGUUACCACCUGUUUGGAAGCAGUUUCUAAAGAAAAGAAACUCUACCCUUUUUAA
Zerene cesonia (dogface butterfly) is the source of this 1011-nucleotide messenger RNA. RefSeq names its product membrane-bound alkaline phosphatase-like. Gene Ontology annotation, molecular function: alkaline phosphatase activity. The transcript has 5 exons. The coding region runs from base 16 to 1011 and encodes 331 amino acids. NCBI's taxonomy places the organism in Eukaryota, Metazoa, Arthropoda, Insecta, Lepidoptera, Pieridae. Gene Ontology annotation, biological process: dephosphorylation. The record is from RefSeq and is a predicted model, not a curated record.